This is a messenger RNA of Dermacentor andersoni, 491 nucleotides long. NCBI's taxonomy places the organism in Eukaryota, Metazoa, Arthropoda, Arachnida, Ixodida, Ixodidae. The record is from RefSeq and is a predicted model, not a curated record.
UAUAAAUAGUCUCCAUGUUGGCCCUCUAGUCUCAGCCUAAGGCCACGUUCUGCCAGGUACCCUUUAGAAGCAGCAGUCUUCCAGAGGCAUCGCAAUGAAAUUCGCGGCCAUACUCAUCGCCCUGUGCCUGCUGAUUGCUGCUGCGUCCGCCACAUUCGUUCUCGGUUACGGCGUGAAUGGAUACGCUGGGCUCGGCUACGGACUCGGAUCUUACGGAGGCUAUGGCGGCUCCGGCGGCUAUGGCGGCUCCGGCGGCUAUGGCGGCUACGGCAGCUACAGCGGCUACGGUGGUUACGGUGGCUAUCCCGGCUAUGUGAUCUACCCUUCUUACGGAGGUUACCGGCGAUACCUUGGAUAUGGAUACUACGGAUAAUUAAAUAGAAAUGCCCCACUAAUGUCUCUUUUGUAAAGGAUGGCAACCCGGCGCCUUUAUUCACUGGGGAGAAUAUAAAGCGAAACUCCUGAAGAAUAAAUGGUGUUAUCAAAUGACA